AUGCCAUGGCCGUUCAGCUCUUCCAGCUCAGGAAAACCGUCUACACCGAGCAAGUCAGAAGAUGAUGCGCGCGUCUUACCCACAUCAUGGAACGACCUGCUGCCACAACCUGCGCCGCCAUUGCAGGCUGCUAGAGAGUGGGCCCCCGUUUUCCUGACAUCCGUCGCAUCUCUGGCAGCUUUCAUGUUUUAUCAAACCCGGCUGCGGAGGUUCCCCACAACAAAUCACAUCCAGCCAGAGCUUUUCAGAAAGAGGACUCUUCUGGGCCGAGUGACCAGUGUGGGAGAUGGCGAUAACUUUCACCUGUUCCACACACCAGGUGGCAGACUGGCAGGCUGGGAUUGGCUGAGGAAGGUCCCCAACACCAGAGCCGCACUCAAGGGAAAGACAAUACCGAUACGGAUGGCUGGAAUUGAUGCUCCCGAGGGCGCACACUUUGGCCGGCCGGGGCAGCCAGGUGCGGCAGAAGCGCUGCAAUGGCUGAGAGUCUACAUACAGAACAAACGUGUCUGGGCUCGGAUUCACAGGCGCGAUCAAUAUGAACGCGUUGUUGCGACAGUAUACGUCAGACCGUUUCUGUUCAAGAAGGACGUCGGUCUAGAAAUGCUGAAGCUCGGGUUGGCAACGACAUAUGAAGCGAAAACGGGAGUCGAAUGGGGAGGGGCUGAAAAGGCAUACAAAGCUGCCGAGGCCAGGGCUAAGUCAAAGAAGCUUGGAAUUUGGAAUGGCAAGGCAAGUGAUUUUGAGAGUCCCAGGGCAUACAAGACAAGAACAAAUGAGACGGAGGUGAAGCCUGAGGGGAAAGUUGAGGGCAAGAAUGGGGCCAAGAAAACUGGCUGGUUGUCGGGGUGGUUGUGA
Messenger RNA from Colletotrichum abscissum, 858 nucleotides. RefSeq lists its product as uncharacterized. Lineage: Eukaryota; Fungi; Ascomycota; Sordariomycetes; Glomerellales; Glomerellaceae. Gene Ontology annotation, cellular component: cytoplasm; mitochondrion. The transcript is spliced from 2 exons. The coding region runs from base 1 to 858 and encodes 285 amino acids. The record is from RefSeq and is a predicted model, not a curated record.